AUGGGAAUCCGUGCAUCCAUAGAGUGUAAAAUCAAGGUGUUAGAGGUGUAUGGGGAUUCUGCACUGGUAAUCUAUCAGCUCAAAAGUGAAUGGGAAAUAAGAGACCCAAAGUUGAUCAACUAUCGAGAGCUAGUUUUGGAUUUAAUCAAGGUGUUUGAUGAUAUCACUUUCCGUUACCUCCUGCAAGAUGAAAACCAAAUGGCUGAUGUCUUGGCUACGUUAGCUUCUAUGAUCAGAGUAAAUAAACAAAAAGAUAUGAAGCUAAUCCAGAUGAGUAUUUGUGAGGCUCCAGCUCAUUGCUGCAAUAUCAACGAAGAAGAAGAGAGAGAUGAUUAUCCUUGGUAUCAUGAUAUUCUACAAUAUGUGAAGAACAAUAAAUACCCUGAUCAGGCAACUAAAAAUGAUAAGAGAACGUUGAGGAGGUUGGCCAGUGGCUAUGUCUUAGACAGGGAGAUCCUGUAA
This is a messenger RNA of Gossypium arboreum, 462 nucleotides long. RefSeq lists its product as uncharacterized. The transcript has a single exon. The record is from RefSeq and is a predicted model, not a curated record. Lineage: Eukaryota; Viridiplantae; Streptophyta; Magnoliopsida; Malvales; Malvaceae. Gene Ontology annotation, molecular function: nucleic acid binding; RNA-DNA hybrid ribonuclease activity. The coding region runs from base 1 to 462 and encodes 153 amino acids.